AGCAUAAGUAAUGUCAUUGUUGUAGUGUUCUCGCACAGCGUAAGCAAGAGUGUUGUUACUGAAUACAAAUAAAGAAUUAAAUACAUCGAGGAUUUCGAACGAAUAUACGUUUUUUAAAGUGUGUUGCCUUUAAAGCUUAAGUAUGAGAGAUUUAAAGAAAAGACUUUCACAAAGCAUUGAACAUUUGCAUGAUCUUAUGUUUGACAGGAACGAAGUGGAUUCUGUGCCAUCAGGCGCAGAUUAUACAGGAGUUAUAUAUCGCGAAGGAUAUUUGUUUAAACAAAGUCGUCGAAUGAGAAGAUACUGGAAGACGAGAUACUUUGUAUUAAGAAGCGAUGGUCUGUUGUACUAUCGAAGCAACUUAGAAAAAGAUAACGUUCCUCUUGGGGUAAUACCUCUGACACGUCUCAGUGUCCAUGUCGACUGUAUGGACAACAAAGGAAAACCUAAGUAUUGUCUACGACUGUCUGGGAAACAUUUGAAAACCUUUAUACUUUGCUGUUUUGCGAGUGACGAACGAAACUGUUGGCUUACCGCCUUGUUAACGGCAAUCUCCGAGGAUAUAGUGUCAACGUUCACUCUUCGUAAAUAUCGUGAUGAGAGAUGUUCAUCAGUAUCAAGCACAGACAGUGGCAUAUGGGAAGGACCUAGCACUCCUCGAGGUCCAUCACCGCGCAAUAAAACAUUACUAAAUAUAAACAGACACAGUGCAAUGAAACGUACAGGCUCGUGUGAUAUUAAUGUUCUUUAUCAUCAAAGACAAUUGAGUCGUGAGAAGUAUUUAAUGCGUCGACCGUCAAGGAGUUUAGGUAGUCUUGCUCAGUUAAACGAACUUCGUGAAUUAGAUGUAAGUGUAACUAAUGACAAACGUGCAGUGAAUGCACCAAAAAAAACAAGAAAACCAUCGCGGUUUUGGAAAUCAAAAACACGUUCGUCGGACGAAAUGACAAACUGGCAAAGCAGCUACAUCGAUUUAUCGUGCAUUGCUUGAUGCCAAAAUUCUACUUUGAUACACUUGAUUGGAGUCGUUAUGUUAUUGGCGUUGUGGCUUUGUAAACAAAAACGUCUCAGUUACCUAGGCGAUGAGAUACUUAUCUAUUAAAAUUGUUCAUAUCUAAGUUAUUGCAAGGAGGAAAGAAGACUUUAAAUUAAACGGGAAACCUUCGUUAUUAUAGUAAUCUGUUAUAUAGCAAAUAGUUUACGUAACAGAUGUUGUAUAAGCUGACCUUAAAUGGACUGUACAUAAUGUAUUUCCUGUUUUAACUUUAAUAAAUUUCGCAUUUUACGUGCGCUUAAAAACGCUAA
This is a messenger RNA of Xenia sp. Carnegie-2017, 1305 nucleotides long. RefSeq lists its product as uncharacterized. The transcript has a single exon. NCBI's taxonomy places the organism in Eukaryota, Metazoa, Cnidaria, Anthozoa, Malacalcyonacea, Xeniidae. The record is from RefSeq and is a predicted model, not a curated record. Bases 143 to 991 code for a protein of 282 amino acids.